AUGAAACAUCACAAUAAUUUUACAUUGUUGAAUGGAUAUAAUGGCACAGAUGAUGGUACAUAUGUUGUAGGAUGGGGAAGAUUAUUUAAAAACAAUAAUGUAAAUCAUUUAGAUGCCACAAGUAGAAACGAAAGUAGUAGUAGUUUACAUUCUUCACUAUCAUCAAAUUCGCUUUUAAAUAGUAGCAUUGGUAGUGGUAUUAGUAGUCAUCACGAUGAAGAAGAACAAGGUGAUGGCACUUUAGGACCUGAUACAAUAUAUCAAUUCAUUGGUAAAAAUCCUCAACAAUUAUCAAGUGGUCAUAAUCAUCAACUUUUAAUUACUAGUGGAGGAGAUAUAUAUAGUUGGGGAUCAAAUAGUAAAGGUCAAUUGGGUCAUGGAGAUAUUUCACAUAAUCAUCAAAUUGAGCCAAUCCGUAAAUUCUCAUUAUUAAAAGCAUUGUAUGGCAUUGUUCCAAUACAAGUAGCAGCUGGUAAUGAGUUUUCAAUGGUUUUAACAAGCGAAGGAACAGUGUAUAGUUUUGGUGUAUCAAACGAGGGUCAACUUGGUAAUUUAUAUGACUCUUAUAAUACAUCGUCUACUGUCAUUAAUAAUAAUAAUAAUAAUCUCAACAACUGUAAUAAUAUAUCAACAAACAAAGAUUUGGAUCCAACAAACAACAAUAAUAAUAAUACAUCAGUAAAUGUUUUAUUAUUUAAUUCUCCAUUUGGGAAUUUACUAAAUAAUCCAUCUGAUACUAGUAAUAAUAGUAAUGAAUCAUCGCCAUCUUCAUCUUCUCCAUCCCUAACAUCUAGUAAUGCUCAAGCACCAAGAAACAAUCCAACCAUAACACAAACAUUGAUUGGGUCAACAUCAGUGACUGACAAUUUAUGGAAUCAUACACAACCUAUUCCACGUCGGAUAGGAACAUUGGACGGUGUACAAAUUACAAUGGUUGCUUGCGGAUCAAAACACACAUUGUCAUUGACUUGUGAUGGUGCAGUAUACGCAUGGGGAUCAAACAGAAAUGGUCAAUGUGGUUUACCACUUGAUUACCCAAUACUUCAUCAACCAACUAGAGUAAAAAUUGAAUAUAACCAAACAAAUAAUAAUAGUAAUAAUAAUACAAGUACAUUUGUAAUUAUUGGUAGUAUAUCAUGUGGAUAUUCACAUUCAGUUGCAGUACAGGCACACUCAUCUCAACUAUAUUCAUGGGGAAAAGGUUCAGACGGACAAUUGGGACUUGGAUCAAGAUCUGACCAUUCAUCUCCAACAGCUAUUCCAUUGUUUACCAGUGAUCCUAUCGUCCGAAUUUGUUGCGGACACUACCACACUGUUGCUCUUACCUCUCAAUCAAAACUUUAUUCUUGGGGUAUGGGUUUUGCACUAGGACAUGGCCAAGCCAAGGACAAACUGGUCCCAACCUUGAUAGAAGCCUUUUCUCCAUGCACAAAGGUCGUCAAUAUUGCAUGUGGGUUCUCCCAUACUGCCGUGCUCACGGAAAAGGGAAAAUGUUUAACCUUUGGACAUGGUGACCAUGGCCAGCUUGGAUACUUUAACAAAAAGAAUGAAAGCACAUCUUCUUUGGUCCCCAUCACUCCAAACGGCAUAGAUCAACUACAAAUAUCAAGUAUAUCAUGUGGUUGGUUUAACACCUUUUUAAUAGUCAAAGAUUUGAAUAUAAAUAAUAUUCAACAAUCUUUUUCAUCCUCCUCCUCCUCCUCCUCCAACCACAAUCAACCGCCACAAUCUGCUGAAAUAUUACAAUCAAGAGUUAAAAGAGCUAGUAUACCAAAUGUUACAACUUCACCAUUGGAUCUUACAGAAUCAAUGCUACAAUUGGAAAGGUUAUUGAUCGAGUUUGAUGUUCAACAAUCUUUAGAAAUGAUUAGCUCUUUUGAUUUUGUUGAAGAAAAACUAUUGGAUCAAGUCCAAGACCAAAACAUAUCACAAAACAAUCCUGGAUUACCGACAGAUAAUUCGCUGGCAUUGUCAUCUCUUGCAAGAUUAAAUAUGAUACUGCAACCAAAAACAAAACCAAAAGAAAAAAAAAAAAACUCCAAUUCAUUUUAUAAUUUAAUUUCAAGUAUAUUAUUUAGAUCAAAUAAUAACAAUAAUAAUUAUAUCAAACCUUCAUUGGCAUUUGAUCAAGAGGAUUUAUCAAGAAUUUGGACAGAUCGAUUUAUCCCAAAAUGGGACAAGCGCAUAAAGAACAAAGAUGAAUGGUCGUUUAUGUGGAGAAAGGGUGGCAUCCCCCCAUCUAUCAGGUCAACCGUAUGGAAGUUGGCAGCAGGCAACAAAUUAAACAUCUCUGAAGAAAUGUAUCAAUUCUAUAUUGAUAUUGUUGAAAAAUUCUUAAAAAAGAGAAACCCUGCUCGAUACAACAGAGGAUACCAACCACCACAAAAACAACAACAACAACAACCAUCACAACAAGCAACCCAUUCUCAACAAUAUAAUUAUAUUGAUAGUGAUGAUGAUGAAAAUGAUGAUCACUAUCAUAGGCGUGACAGUCAUGGAAGGCAUGUCGAUAAUAUAAUUGAUGGUGAUGGAAAUGAAAUCCAAUACGAUGAGACAGACAUGCUUUUAGAGCAAACCUAUCUCAUGCUCGAAUUGGAUCUACCUCGUUCAUUUCCUCAUCUUUUUCUAUUUCAUCGAACAGCACCUUACCACGAUGAACUAAUGAAAGUCUUGUUGGUAUGGUCACUCUAUCGUCCAGAGAUCGGAUACGUUCAAGGAAUGUCCUAUCUCUGCGGUCUCUUGUUGCUCCACAUGAACAAUGGUUUAGAGUGUUUUAUAGUGUUUUCCAAUAUGCUAAACAGCCACUAUUUCAAGAGUCUCUACAAUUUUGAUAUCCAACAGAUGGUUAGACAUAUCAAAAUUUACGAUGUUCUCUUUCAAAAGAAUCUUCCCGAUCUCUACCGUUGCUUUAAACAAGUCGGUCUAGUAUCGGAGCACUACCUAUUGGAAUGGCUCAUGACUCUCUUUACCAAACAAAUGUCUCUUCCCAUUGUCACUCGUAUAUGGGAUGGCUUCUUGCUUGAAGGUGAGGGCUAUAUAUACGCAGCUGCUUUGGGUGCUCUAAAACUCCUCCAAAAACUACUCCUCCAAUCCCCAACCUUUGACGAAUGUAUUUUAACUCUACGAAGUGCUCCCCAAGACUUUAAAGAAGAAUCUUUAUUUAUUUCAAUUGAUACAAUUCAUAUUCCAAAGUUUUGUAAAAAUUUAAUCGAUUCUUUAAAUAAAACUUAA
Molecule: messenger RNA, 3231 nt
Organism: Cavenderia fasciculata
Lineage: Eukaryota; Evosea; Eumycetozoa; Acytosteliales; Cavenderiaceae
Product: regulator of chromosome condensation domain-containing protein
Exons: 3
Coding region: 1-3231 (1076 amino acids)
Source: RefSeq, a predicted model, not a curated record